AUGAAACCACCCCUUGCGGUGUUUGAGCAUAUGGGCCUAGUUGUCAAAUGGGGUGUUCUUGUUAACAUCCACGAGGCUCAGUCGACCUAUGCUGUUUAUCACCUAUUGAAUGGGCGGGUGCCAGUUCCCGAAAUCUUCGGAUGGCGCACAGACGGAGACGAGAAGUUCAUCUACAUGCAGUAUGUACAGGGCCAGACUCUGGAGGAGACUUGGGACUCGCUACAACUUACCGACCGCGAUACCAUCGCUCGAGAGCUUCGUAUAAUAUGUGACAACCUCCGCCAGCUUGAGCAAGACCCUUCCGACAAGUUCAUAGGUCUGCGCCGGCCUAAUACCUUCCGUGUUUCUAUCAUCUGCAUUUCUGACUUCCCCCUAGGCAACGUUAUGCGAAAAUCUAUCUACGAUAGAGUAUUCGCUUCGCAUACGCAUGAGGCGGGGCCGUUCACUACAGUCCGUGAGUUUCACGACUGGUUCAUAUUUCUUUGUCGCAAACCGAUGCGCGAUCCACACUCUAUUCCAAUCGAGCCCUUUCGGUAUGACCUACCCGAUGACAGCGCUAUCAAGUUUACCCAAGGUGAUCUCCACCGCAGCAAUAUUAUCAUUUCAUUAUGCGAACCAUAUCGUGUCCUGGCUAUCGUUGAUUGGGAACAGUCUGGUUGGCUACCUGAAUACUGGGAGGCCCGCAAAAUGGAGUGGACUGUCAGUGACAAGGAGUGGCCAAAAUACCUACCAUUGAUUUUAGAUCAGUACAAGAGUACCGUGGAAGCAUGGUGGUGGUAUGUGGCUUCUCUGGGGUGUUAA
Messenger RNA from Penicillium verrucosum, 801 nucleotides. RefSeq names its product phosphotransferase family protein. The coding region runs from base 1 to 801 and encodes 266 amino acids. The transcript has a single exon. The record is from RefSeq and is a predicted model, not a curated record. NCBI's taxonomy places the organism in Eukaryota, Fungi, Ascomycota, Eurotiomycetes, Eurotiales, Aspergillaceae.